GAUGAUUUUGUUAUGUUUACUGUUAUCAGUUUAUCAAAACUUUGUAAUUUCUGAUAACUUUUCCUAUAUAAAUUUGCCAGAGGAACACCUGCCAUACUAUUUUACGAGUUUUCCUGAUAUAGCGAAAAAAUGUAGGCUUGACCCAACUUGUCCCUAUACGCAGUACUUAGAUAAAACCCGUUUUUGGGGAUACCAUCUGUCACACAAAUGGGGUUCUCAAUAUUCAAAACCCGAUUGUCCCGGCGAUCACAAAGGUUGGGUAAAAACAAAAUUCGAGCAAAAGAACACAUUUUACACACAAGGAGAUUUUGGAUACAUCAAGCAGCAAUUAAAGGAAUUAAAAAUAUUGUGUAAGCCUUUUCUUGCAAAAGAUAGUUCACUAGAAUGUACCGAUCACUUGAGAUAUUGCAGAGGUCAAAAUAUUUUAAUAAAUUUCACAAGAAUAGAUAGAACUGAACCUAUUAGAUACAAAAUGAAUGUUUUAUCAGAGGGGGAUAUAGGUGGAUUCUGUGAUUUAAAUAAAUCCCUGUUACAAGAACAUGCAGACCAUAUUAGUGCUUUGCAGAGUUGGGGACCUGAGCUAAGGUAUUUUGUUAAACUUAAGAAUAGACCUAUAAUGAACGAAGAUUGUGAUGUAGUUAUAGAAACACCAACCUAUAUAAUGAAGCUAGAUGCUAGUGUAAAUAUGUACCACCAUUUCUGUGAUUUUUUGAACCUCUAUAUGUCUUUACACAUGAAUCCCAGAUUUGACACAUUUUCAACAGAUGUUCACAUAUUAACCUGGGAAACUUUUACAUACAAAUCAUUAUUUGAAGAAACUUGGAAGGCUUUUACAGACCACCCUAUAUGGGAUUUGAAAACAUUUAGUGGAAAUGUUGUAUGUUUUAAAAAUGCAAUAUUUCCUUUAUUGCCCAGAAUGAUAUUUGGCUUGUAUUAUAACACUCCUCUCAUAUAUGGAUGCCAAAAGAGUGGCCUAUUUCAUGCCUUUUCAAGACAUAUUCUACAUCGUUUAAAAAUACCAAUACAUAAAAGGAAAAGUAAUAGAAUUAGGAUCACUUUCUUAUCAAGAGAUACUAAAUAUCGUAGAAUCUUAAAUGAAGAACAUCUAUUAAAUUCAAUUAAGGUUAAUGAAGAGUAUGAAGUCCAGCAUGUUGUCUAUAAUAGAAAAAUUCCUUUUAAGAAGCAAUUAGAAAUAACUGCUAAUUCUGAUCUGUUGGUUGGUAUACAUGGAGCAGGACUUACACAUCUACUAUUUCUGCCUGAUUGGGCAGUCAUUUUUGAGUUAUACAACUGUGAAGAUUCAAACUGUUAUUUUGACCUAGCCCGUUUGCGAGGUAUUAAGUAUGUUACCUGGGAAGAUACAGAAAAAUUGAUUUUGGAAACGGAUGAUACACAUGAUGGUGGAGCUCACGCAAAGUUUGCCAAUUACUCCUUUGAUGUUUAUGAAUUUAAAAGACUAAUUAAAACAGCCACUGACCAUGUAAAAGAUCAUGCUAAGUUUAAAGAAUUUAUCAGACAUGAUGAACUGUAAUAAAGUAUAAAGUUUCGUUUACUAACAAAAAAUUUAUUAAAA
Molecule: messenger RNA, 1573 nt
Organism: Cylas formicarius (sweet potato weevil)
Lineage: Eukaryota; Metazoa; Arthropoda; Insecta; Coleoptera; Brentidae
Gene: Eogt
Product: EGF domain-specific O-linked N-acetylglucosamine transferase
Exons: 4
Coding region: 2-1531 (509 amino acids)
Cellular component (GO): endoplasmic reticulum lumen
Molecular function (GO): protein N-acetylglucosaminyltransferase activity
Source: RefSeq, a predicted model, not a curated record